ACAUAUGUUUGUAAUUGAAAGUAUUAGCCAUAUGUAACGCGUCACUUGCUGACAACAAAUAUUUAACGACGAAGAACAGGGUUUUUCGGGUGUGCACUGUCAAAAUUAUAUCAUUGAACGGGCUAAAGAGCAACAAGUGAAUUUGAUUCAACAGUAAAAACGAAUAGUAUUUCGAAGCACUCGUAUUUGUAUAUAACAUAAAAUUACUAUAAUUAACUAGAAAUAAUGGCAAAAGUAGACAAAGUGUCGACGGAAAAGCACGAGGGCGAUGUUACCUGCCUGGCCUACCACAACAACCAAGUGUUUUCUGGUGGUGCCGAUGGAAAAAUCAAAAUUUGGGAUAAUGAUCUCAAUCUGAUUAAGAGUGUGGACGCACAUGAGGCCUACAUGUAUGCCAUGGCAAUAAAUACACGCAACGGUAAACUUUACUCCAGUAGCUGUGAUGGAUGUGUGAAAUUUAUGGCACCACCCUACGAUCAAACGGAACAGCUUUUCUCUUGCGAGGAUGCCAUUCAAGCGAUGUACUGUGAUGGCGAUACUUUAUAUACGGGUGAUGAGAAGGGUGUGGUGACAAAUUGGAUCGAUGAUAAAAUCAAAUUUAAAUACAAUCUUGUUGAAGAGGUGAAAUCGUUGGCUGCUGAAAAAUCUCUCAUAUAUACUGUACGAGAUUUGGAUGUGGUUGUAUCGGAAAUGAGUGCUGGUAAAUCGGGUAAAUAUAGCAAUAAAGCGGUAUUGCCGGGGAAAUCUCCAAUGACAUUGGUUGGUCCAGUGGUCGAUGAUAAACGAACAUUCCUCGCAUUUGCCGAUCGCACCGGUAAGGGAUUGUCAUUUGUGAAAAAUUUGCCACAACAGAAAUUCGAAAGUGUGUGGAAUUUACCGGAUUGCCAUGAGUUGAUCGUUCAAGCGAUUUGCGGCGACGAUAAAUUUCUUUAUAGCGGUGGCUACGACAAUAAAGUCAAAGGCUGGACGAAUUUCGAUCAAGCGAAACCGACGCCUCUGGGUGAAGUGGAGGUUGGGAGUUGUGUGAAUGCAAUAGUUUGUGGCGCGAACAAUUGGGUUUAUAUUGGCACAUUAGAUGGCAUUGUACGAAGGGCAAGAUUUGUUUGAAACCCGUAAAAUUGAAAAGAGUACUUAGAAUAAUUGAAUUUAUCUACAUAGGAAUAUGUUUCACAAGUUAUAUAGGCACUGCUGAAAAACUGCCUUUAUUUAUUAGUUAAUUAAUUUAUUUAUUAAUCUGCCGUUAAAAUUAG
Molecule: messenger RNA, 1250 nt
Organism: Anastrepha obliqua
Lineage: Eukaryota; Metazoa; Arthropoda; Insecta; Diptera; Tephritidae
Product: E3 ubiquitin-protein ligase TRAF7
Exons: 3
Coding region: 226-1107 (293 amino acids)
Molecular function (GO): protein binding
Source: RefSeq, a predicted model, not a curated record